AUGCAAAAUCUCGACUACACCUGUUAUAUUGAUAUUGACUUCGAUUUCAUCGAGUUUUAUAUUAAGUCUCUUUGUUGGGUCUUGAUAUUUCACUGCGAAGGUUGCCGGCGCCGCAGUCACGACUAUCACGAAUCCCCAAAAUCUGACUUCUUUGUUUAUUACCCACGACUUCGGUUUAUAUCCUUGGUCCUUUUGUUUUAUGCUUGGCAUUUGAGUCUCGCGAUCAACAUUUCAAGGAUCCUUUCCAACCCUUCUAAGCCACAUGAUGUAUUUCAUCGCUCUCGCCUCUCGUCACUUGUGACAUAA
Messenger RNA from Penicillium hordei, 306 nucleotides. RefSeq lists its product as uncharacterized. The record is from RefSeq and is a predicted model, not a curated record. NCBI's taxonomy places the organism in Eukaryota, Fungi, Ascomycota, Eurotiomycetes, Eurotiales, Aspergillaceae. The coding region runs from base 1 to 306 and encodes 101 amino acids. The transcript is spliced from 2 exons.